Molecule: messenger RNA, 1147 nt
Organism: Asterias rubens (European starfish)
Lineage: Eukaryota; Metazoa; Echinodermata; Asteroidea; Forcipulatida; Asteriidae
Product: 39S ribosomal protein L50, mitochondrial-like
Exons: 4
Coding region: 22-714 (230 amino acids)
Cellular component (GO): mitochondrial large ribosomal subunit; mitochondrion
Source: RefSeq, a predicted model, not a curated record
ACAUUUCAGCCAAAAUCCAUCAUGGCGGCGCACAUCAGAAGAUGUUUGCCGAGAAUUGCUCGUUUAUCGUCUUUAUUUAAUGUAAUUGUCCAUCGGCAGGUAAGCACAAGUAGCAUCCUUGCCAUUGACAAUCUCCGGAGCACUGAGCAGUCAUGGGUCAAGAAGAUCUUAAAAGGGAGUGGUCCGAGCCAAGACGUGGAAGAUGAGCUCAUGGAGGAAGAGAUCGUUGAGAUUGAGCCUCAGUACAUGGACAUCAUUCACACGCCGAAAGCUACAUUCAUCGACAGACCCAAAACCCGUAAGAGAGUGUAUAACCCACCUGAGGAUUUGAUGGAGAAAUUACAAGCUGUCACUCUGGAGGUCCUUCCAGACAAAGCCGAGGGUGACUGGACGGAAGUAGACCUAAAAGACAAUCUCAUCAAAUAUCAGAUCUUAUCAAAAUGUCAUACAGUCUUCAAACACGACGUCCCAAGUUUCCUCCUGAGCAAGAUGCGCACCAUGGACGACGUGGUGGCAUUCUACCAGACGGAGGUGAAAGACACGACGGUUUUCAGCGACAUGAGCAACGUGGAACUCCCUCCCAAUCUCAAGAUUCAUUGGGAUUACAAAGAUGAUUCUGUCUUAGAGCUUUAUCAAGAACAUUUAGAUUACGUCAAACCGAGAGAGAGGCAGAGACCACCGGAGUGGAAGUUUAAACCAUCAUCGGGCACCUAGAUUUAAUUGCAGAAGAAAAAAAAUUGCAUCUAUCAUAGAAUAACGGUGUAUUCCAUUGGGUGGAAUAACUUUGGACACCACUCACCCAUUGGGUCAGUGGUGUAUUCCUGGGAUGUCUCUAGCAAUUUUGUUAGUGCCGGUGUGGCAGGGAAUUCCCUUCCCCUGAGAUUCUGUCCCCCAUAUGGGAAAUUCACAAGGGCUGGAGGAGUUUGUACAUAGUUCGCCAUAUGGGGGCACAGAAUCUUAUGCCACACCGGCUAAUUUUCUGAUCAUCGAUGUGGCAAACAUCAUGUAAUUAACACAUCGAGUUUACAUGGUUAAAUCUCCCUUUUUUCAGAAAUAGUUGGGCUUUUAUAUUAUUAUCAGAUUUCAUGUGUGGAAAGCACCCUAUCAUAUGGACAAAUAAAACAACAAACUUAAUUUCUUUACUUGA